Balaenoptera acutorostrata (minke whale) is the source of this 2991-nucleotide messenger RNA. It is a transcript of the gene TEX55, whose product is annotated as testis expressed 55. The coding region runs from base 397 to 2097 and encodes 566 amino acids. Gene Ontology annotation, cellular component: nucleus. NCBI's taxonomy places the organism in Eukaryota, Metazoa, Chordata, Mammalia, Artiodactyla, Balaenopteridae. The record is from RefSeq and is a predicted model, not a curated record. The transcript has 4 exons.
UCCUAUUUCACACACACAGCUGUGGACCUCCGUAAGAAAACGGGGAGGGGACCGCUCUAAGGCACCGAUUCACAGAGUCCUGAGGCCCGGUCACUGGGCGGUGGCGACGCCAGCCUGCGGGCAUCACCACUUCUUGGGAGAGGGUGUCCGCCCCUGCACUCGCAUCCACGCUGGGCGCCCGAAGGCAUCCCCUCCCCAGGCAGCGGCGGGGCUCCCCCGCUCACCUCCCGGCAUCCACCGGCGUCCGCCCGCGCGCCCGGAAGAGCUGGAGCUCGGAGGUCCAAACAAAGCCCGCGGGUAUUGUUGUCUCGUGCGCUCCGACGGUCGCCUAGACUACCCGGCCCGGCCCCACCCACAGCGUCUGGCAAUCUAGACCAGUCUGGUACCAGGCAGAAAAUGGAAGAGCCUCCAGAAGGGGCUUCGGCGGAAUCAUGGGAAAACCAAAGUACAGCCAAGUCCCCAAAUGACAGCCACACAGACAGCCAGGAAGACAACAGGCAGAACCAGGAUGAAGUGGAAGCAGAUGACCGGACUGAUCACAGAGCAGCUGCCCAGGCUGCCCAGAUAGUGUCCGGCCUGGCUGAACCCAACGUAGUUAAUCAAGCUGACCACAAAGCAUAUGAAUCCAUGGGAGAAAGAACAUCUGAUCAGGCUGACCUCAGAGCACCCAACCGUGCUAAUGUCGCCGAUCGUAGAGCAUCUGAUCAGGUUAACCGAAGCAUGUCAGAACAGAUGGACAGCACGGCAUCUAGCCAAGCUGGGGGUGUGGAGUCUGAACAGACUGACAGCCAGAUGUCUGCUCUGCCUGAACAAGGUACUUCUGAACAGACUGAACGAAGGGCUUCUGAGCAGAUUGACCACAGAAUGUCCAGCCUGGCUGAGAGAAGAGCUUCUGAAGAGAUUGGCCGUAAACCAUCUGUCCCAUCUUUACAGAGAGCCUCUGAGCAGAGUGAUCACAGAAUGUCCAGCCUGGCUGAGAGAAGAGCUUCUGAAGAGAUUGACCGUAAACCAUCUGUCCCAUCUUUACAAAGAGCCUCUGAGCAGAGUGAUCACAGAACGUCCAGCCUGGCUGAGAGAAGAGCUUCUGAAGAGAUUGACCGUAAACCAUCUGUCCCAUCUUUACAAAGAGCCUCUGAGCAGAGUGAUCACAGAACGUCCAGCCUGGCUGAGAGAAGAGCUUCUGAAGAGAUUGACCGUGAACCAUCUGUCCCAUCUUUACAAAGAGCCUCUGAGCAGAGUGAUCACAGAAUGUCCAGCCCAGCUGACCAAAGAACUUCUCAACAGAUUGAAAGUAGAUAUUCCGGCCUGGUUGAGCGAAAAACUUCUGAACAGAUUGAUCAUAGAUUGUCUGACCAAGUUGACCACAGAACAUCUGUAAAGACGCACCGCAAAGUGUAUGACCAAGCUACUAAACCAGCUGAACACCAGGCUGCUGACCCUGACAAGGCUGGCAGUGAAUCUGACCAGGUUGAUGACUUAGUGGAAGAAGAGGAUGAUUACACAGAAGACAACAUGUUUGACUAUGUAGAACGUAGCCGGUCUGAUGAUAGAUUAUUCGACCAGCUUGGCUACAGCAAGGAAGACAAAGAGGCUGACUUCAGAGUACAACCCUGCAAAUUUGAGCCUGGCCAGACAGAUGGCAGCAUAUCCAAGGCUUCCCUUGAAACUGAACCGGAAAGUGUAGCUGAUCUGCAAGGCUUCAUCCCAUUUGAUCACAGAUCGACCAGUACUUUCCAAACAAAAGACCGAGCCUGCUCCCAAAGAUUUCCCUCCAUCUCAUCCAAAUUGGACUAUAUCAUCAGUCAAGAAAAAACUCAACCCGUGAAAACCAAGCCUGUUGAUAUUUCAGAAUACCAGGAAAGAAGGAGUUUUCAGGCAUACAAUCAACCUUCUAAGAAGCGGUUGCCUCCUAUAGUAUAUGAAGAUCCUUAUCAAAUUUCACUGCAAUACAUGGAGAAACACCACAUUCUGCAAAUAUUCCAGCAUAUCACUGAAAACCUAGUCUAUGAAAAGCCAGAGGACCCCCUGAGUUUUAUGCUGUGCCAGGUACAGGAAAUGAUACAAAACAGAAAGAAACGUGAAACCUACGAAGAAUGAAUCUCUCCUCAACAUUGUUUACAACCAUCAGUGUCAACACUAUGUUCUGUUUCCCACUCUGAAAAAUCAUUUUUGAAUAGUCAUUAGUAGUGACUCUACCUAAAUGUGUUCUUAUUUUUUAAGGAAAAAUCUACUGAGUAGCUUCGUAAAAUUCACAUAACAGUUACAGAUACCUCUGGCUCAUCAUGCAAAAACAUAGGCACAUAUACUUAUCCAUGCAUUGAUAUUUCAGUACUCAUUCCUCCAAAGCACUGAACAGAAACAUGUUCACAAAUCCCAGAGAGGAUCAAGAAAAGAAUAUUAGCAAUUUAUACACAGUUCCCAAAAGCAUACACACCCAUCAUGUCUCAAAACUGUUUAUAAAAUUUUCAUUUGGAAAAUGUGCGGAAAAUAAUUCGUAACAGCACUUUUUUCUCUCUUAAUGGAAGGUAACUGUUGUAAGAUCUCUUUGCUUGUUUCUUAAUGCCUCCAACAAAUUUUUACUAUUUUCCUCUUUGACUCUGCCUGUUAUAUUCUGACAUUAAUGGAAGUGAUUUAAUCUAUUCCGAGGGAUAGUCCUCUUCUGACUUUUAACCUAAAGCAAAACUCAAACAUGUUAUACUACUCUGUAUACACCUGUGGGAGAGGCAGAAUGUCACUUCCUUAUUACCUUUAUCCUCUGAAGAGUGUCUGCAUCGUGUGGAAUGUGUAGCCAGUUGAACUGGUAUUUAAAAGCAAAAAGCCUCAACGUGGUCUACCUGGUAUGAGAGUAUCUGCCCAGCAAUCAUAACUGAGAUGAUCAUCUGAUACUACUUUUGUGAGCUGAACCUUUCAUUUAAUUUCUAUUUGAACAUUAUAGCAGACUUGAUUCUUCAUAUUGUUUCCCUGGCGAUUUGGUAUAAUUAUGUGGUGUAU